AGUGUCCCCUGGAGAGCAGCAGACAUGAAGGCCACCCUGGCACUCGUAGCGGUGCUCGCCGUCAUGGCGCUAGCUGCCGCAGAUGAGGAGAAGUACACCACCAAAUUCGACAACAUCGACCUGGACGAGAUCCUCGCCAACGACCGCCUGAUGCACCAGUAUGAACUCUGCCUCACCGAGGAAGACGACAGGAACUGCACCCCGGAGGGCAAGGAGCUCAAGAAAGACAUCCCAGACGCUCUAGAAACUGAGUGCGCAAAAUGUAAUGACAAACAGAAGGAAGCCAUCAGGAAAGUUAUCAAGUUCUUGAUCAACCAGAAACCACAAACAUGGGAGAACCUGAAGGAGCAUUACGAUAAAGAUGGAAAAUACAGUGAGAAGUAUAAGAAGCUUGAGGAUGAGCUGAAAGAAUAAACACCUUGUUAACAUGUACAUCUGAUAUACCGAAUAAAUUCUUAUAGCAAAUUUA
Molecule: messenger RNA, 469 nt
Organism: Schistocerca gregaria
Lineage: Eukaryota; Metazoa; Arthropoda; Insecta; Orthoptera; Acrididae
Product: ejaculatory bulb-specific protein 3-like
Exons: 2
Coding region: 25-414 (129 amino acids)
Source: RefSeq, a predicted model, not a curated record